Colletotrichum truncatum is the source of this 255-nucleotide messenger RNA. RefSeq lists its product as uncharacterized. Lineage: Eukaryota; Fungi; Ascomycota; Sordariomycetes; Glomerellales; Glomerellaceae. The record is from RefSeq and is a predicted model, not a curated record.
AUGGCAGCUGUCCCAGGUGGCAGGCGGCCCGCCAACAUUCCUACCCACCUCGCCCUCUAUCGUCGAGACGCUUAUAAACAUACCUGUCUUAACAUGAUCAUCACUGGCAUUCAUAAAUGGGGAUUCGUCAUCUACCGCUGCACAUAUGAUGAUGGCGGACUCUGGAACCGAUAUCUUAUGCAGCUAAAGAGCUCCUGUCCCGCGAAUCUUGUUAAGAACCGACGCGCCGAGCUACUAGAGGAAUACCUCGAUUAA